Messenger RNA from Geodia barretti, 1475 nucleotides. The record is from the annotation of a GenBank genome assembly. Lineage: Eukaryota; Metazoa; Porifera; Demospongiae; Tetractinellida; Geodiidae.
CGCGGUGAGAUUUCGACUUCUCUCGCCAAAGAAAGAAAUAUGGCGCUCUUCAAGAGUCUCCGUCAAAAGCUGGGUCCUGAAAACGUCGUCAGCGAGGCAGUUGUCCGAGACAUCCGCUUCCCGACGUCGCUGGAGGCGCACGGUUCGGACGCAGUCCACACGGACCCCGACUACUCCGCGGCCUACGUGGAGCUUCGGGUCUCCGGGCUGGAAGCUGUCGGGCACGGCCACACUUUCACGCUCGGACGGGGCACCGAGGUCGUAGUGUCAGCCGUUAACGCACUCCUCCCGCUCGUAGUGGGCCGUCCGCUUCUCGGAAUACUCACCGACUUUGCCGGGUUUUGGCGCGGGCUCACGAACGAGAGUCAGUUGCGUUGGCUGGGACCCGAAAAGGGGGUGACGCACCUCGCUCUGUCCGCCAUUAUCAACUCUCUCUGGGACGUAUGGGGAAAGAUAGAGCAGAAACCCGUGUGGAAACUACUUGCCGACAUGACACCGGAAGAAACUGUGUCCCUCAUCGAUUUCCGGUAUAUCUCGGACGCCGUUUCGAAAGAGGAGGCACUUGUGAUUCUGCGAGAGAAGUUCCCCACCCGAGGAGAGAGGGAGGAGAGGGCGAGGAGGGAGGGGUAUCCUCUGUACACCACGUCUGUCGGUUGGCUUGGUUACAGCGACGACAAGAUCAGAGAGCUAUGUUCCAGGGCUCUUGGUGAGGGGAUCACCCAGUUUAAGAUGAAGGUGGGAGUGAAUGUUGAAGACGAUGCCCGAAGAGCUCAGGUUAUCAGGGACCAGAUCGGCUGGGAGAGAAGCCUCAUGAUGGACGCCAACCAGCGAUGGGACACAGACGAAGCCCUUGCACACAUGACCCGUCUCGCCAAGUUUAAACCGGUUUGGAUCGAGGAACCGACCAGUCCGGACGACAUUCUUGCCCACGCAAAAAUCAGACAGGCUCUGCGGAAAUUUGGAAUCGGCGUAGCAACUGGAGAACAUGCGCACAACCGGGUAAUGUUCAAGCAGUUUUUGCAAGCCGAGGCGAUGGACUUUUGUCAGAUAGACGCAUGUCGUCUCGGUGGCGUCAACGAACUCGUUGCCGUGGUAAUCAUGGCCGCCAAGUUCGGAGUCCCCGUGUGUCCCCAUGCCGGUGGUGUCGGGCUGUGCGAAUACGUCCAACAUUUGGCGUUCUUCGACUUCAUCUGUGUUUCUGGAACAAAAGACGGCAGAGUAGUGGAGUUCGUCGACCACUUGCACGAGCACUUUGUCGAGCCCGUCACCGUGAAAGGUGGUUGCUAUUGGUUACCCGGUCGCCCCGGUUACUCGGGAGAGAUGCUGCCGCAGUCGCUAGAUGAACACGAGUAUCCUCACGGAGCUGUCUGGAAGACUAUACUGGAGUCAAAACCAUCUUCAUGAUUGUCACCUUUUGGCUCAGAAAAAAUUAAAAUUAUUAUUAAUUCCUUUUUUGUCUCAACCAAAGGUUUUUU